AUAGCGCCCACAAUUCACAAACUUGAAAUGGCAAUAGUUCUGAAGGUUAUCAUUACCCUAUUACUCUUCCAAACAUUAGUCCAAGCACACCCUUCGAACACAAACGGCCUCUUUAGGGAAUACAUAGGGGCCGAGUUCAACAACGUUAAAUUCUCCGACGUCCCCAUCAACCCAAACGUUGACUUCCACUUCAUUCUCUCCUUCGCCAUUGACUACGACUCCUCCGGCAUUUCUCCGACCAACGGCAAAUUCAACGUCUUCUGGGACUCCGACAAUCUCAGCCCCUCCCAUGUUUCUUCCAUCAAAAAAUUCCAUUCGAACGUCAAAGUCGCCGUAAGCCUAGGAGGAGACAGCGUCGGAAAAGGCUACGCUUAUUUCAAACCUUCCUCGGUGGACUCGUGGGUUUCCAACGCGGUUUCCACUCUCACAAGCAUCAUCAGAAAGUACCACCUCGACGGAAUCCACAUCGACUACGAGCAUUUCCGCUCCGAUCCCGACACUUUCGCAGAGUGCACCGGGCGGCUGAUAAAGACCCUGAAGAGAAAAGGGGUCAUUUCGUUUGCUUCCAUAGCUCCUUUUGAUGAUGACCAAGUUCAGAGCCAUUAUUUGGCUCUGUGGAAAAAAUACGGGCACUUUAUAGACUACGUCAACUUCCAAUUCUACGCGUAUGAUGAGGGCACGACGGUGUCGGAGUUUAUUGAUUAUUUCAACACCCAAAGCUCUAAUUAUCACGGUGGGAAGGUGCUGACGAGCGUUAUUAGCGAUGGGAGCGGCGGAUUGUCGCCGGAGAAAGGGUUUUUCACAGCGUGUAAUACGCUCAAGAGACAAAAACGGCUUCAUGGUAUCUUUGUUUGGUCUGCGGAUGAUUCGAAGAAGAAUGGCUUUCGAUAUGAGAAGAGAUCUCAAGCGUUAUUAGCUGGUCACCAUUAUUAUUAAGUAUGAUUGAAUAUCUUAUUAAAAAUGCAUAGGGUACGACAAAUUAAAACAGAGUGUGUAUAUAUAAAAACAAAGCAAGAAUAAAUUUGUCUUUAUGUUUUCGUUUGUUACAUUGAGAAAAAUGAUUCUUCUAGGACAAGUGGUUGCUUGUAAGCAGGGAAUUUAACUAGAAAAAGGCUGGACGAAAACCGCGGUCUUCAACGCUCUAUUGA
Morus notabilis is the source of this 1148-nucleotide messenger RNA. Its product is annotated as chitinase 2. Gene Ontology annotation, biological process: carbohydrate metabolic process. Lineage: Eukaryota; Viridiplantae; Streptophyta; Magnoliopsida; Rosales; Moraceae. The record is from RefSeq and is a predicted model, not a curated record. The transcript has a single exon. The coding region runs from base 28 to 936 and encodes 302 amino acids.